This is a messenger RNA of Symbiodinium sp. CCMP2592, 1008 nucleotides long. Lineage: Eukaryota; Dinophyceae; Suessiales; Symbiodiniaceae. The record is from the annotation of a GenBank genome assembly.
AUGCAGGCGAGCACCGAGUCUGAUGCCGAGCAUGGCAAACACAGCUUCGCUCUACAAGAGGUGAUGCAGGAAAGGCAUUUUCAGCUCAUGGAGGUGCAUUCGAACUUUGAGGAGACACAAGGGCAGAUGGAUGUCGUCCUUAGAGGCGCUCUCGACCAGCUCGAGCGAGCACAGUCGCGCAAGUUGGAGUUCCUGCAGUCGAUGAAGCGGCAGGUGACGACCCAGCUCCUCUUCAUCCAAUGGUUGGACAACUUCCAAGCUCAUGCUCGAAUGGCCUUGCCUCCUGCAGACUUUGUUGUGGCCACGAAAAGGCACGAAGGUUUGCUGGCUGCGCUGUUUGGCUCUGAUGGAAGCCCCCUUAAGGGUGCAGAGCUGGGGAUUGGCCCUGUCCCGCUGUGGGUGGAUGAAGAGCUGCUUCUCGAGGGUGCUGUGUCCGUCCAGCUCACGUCUCUUCCACCUCCCAUAGCUGAGCCUGGUCCAAUGCCUCCGAACGCAACGGUGCCUGCUCUUGAAGAGGUGCCACCCGUUCCACAGCUUGCAAACGUCGGUACAGCGACUGGCAGGGGCAUAGACACCCUGGAGGAGCCUGGCUCUUCGUACCUAGAGGCGACUCCCAGGCGUCGCUCGAAUAAUCCUCCACCAGCGGGCAUUGGAGGAAUCAGCGACACACUGUACGUCAAAGCAUCGGAGUCAGGUCGUACUGCGGGUGAUGUCGACAAGUUGACAUCCGAGCGGCAACUUCAAGCAGGAGUUCUUGAUGCUUCGGCAGUGACUGCGGUCGAUCAAAUUCCAGGUGGCCAGAGCCGUGCAGAGUUUGAUGGUUACAUCUCGCAGGCGUUUGCCUACUUGGAAGAAGCACAGAAAAACUCACAGCGAGCAGCCCUGCCCGCUACUUUGGCUUUCGGGUCGAGUCGGGUGCAACUUCUCGAGGCCGCUUCGGCCGUGCCUCCGCGUGUUCCAAGUCUGCAGCUUGCGACCGAGGCCCUGGGAGUGCAGUGGAGGGACUGA